ACUCCAUACUCUAUACUGCAUACUCCCGCGCAUCUCGGCCUUUGGAUAUUGUCGCAUACCUUGGUUAUUGUUUAUCGUCCUGAUCUCUUGCGCGAUUUCCAACUCGAGCACCAAUUGCGACCCCACCCACUAUCUCCCAAUUCCGAAUCCAGGUACCGUCGUUAUCUGCGCAUCCAACCAUGGUCUCAACUUCUCCCCCCGACCCGCCUGCGUCCCAGGAAAGCAUCGUCACAGAGUCGGACCUGGGUGAGCCUCUAUCGCAACAAUCGACAUCCUCCAAACUCGAUGUCGCGACAUUAACCGCGACGUCUCCGCCGCCGACGUCGCGAGGGAAGAGAGCGAAGUUCGCGUCGCCCGCUCCGUUCGGGUACUCAUUUACGCCUCCUCCGUCUUCUCAAAUUGCUCCACCACCCCGAAGAACACUGCAAAGGGCAUCGUCGAGCGCUACUUCUCAGUUAUCGUCUCCUCCGCCCACUAUCAAGCCGAUGGAUGCUCAAGUCGCAUCCGACCAGACGCCAACAGCCGACGAUAUUGAUGCGCUUCCUACCGCCGACUUGCGCGUACUGGCAAAGAACCUAUCAGGCAGCCUACGCGAAUCACGGACGACCGCAGCGCAUUACAAGCUGCAGUACAACAUGCUCUGUCUCGACAGCUCUGAAAUCUCGAACCGUAUGGCCGUCGAACUAGCCAUGGUUCAACGCGAGGUCGACGUGCUGCAAGAAGCCGAAGAACGGCGUCGCGAAGAAAGCACAAGUCCCCAGCAAGCCCAAAAGUCGUCCGCCGCCACCGUCGCGCUCGUCGAUGAGAUGACCCAGCAAUGCACCGUCCUGCGAAAUGAGAACGUCGAGCUCCGCGAGCUCCUCAACCAAGAGCGCAAACAGUGCGAGGGCUUCGAGACGCGGACGGCCAGUCUUCAAGAAGAAAACGACCGACUCCGCACCCGCAUCAAGAAGAACCGCGAACACAUAAACGGCCUCCUCGACUCCAUGAAAGACCACCCCACCUCCUUCUCCGUCUCCACUACCCCGCACGAUCACCGCUCCACCCCUCGCAACCAUCCCCGCCACUCUACCCCCCUCCGCCCCUCCCAAGGCCAACCCUUCGAAGCCCUCCUUCUUGCCGACAAAAUGCUCUCCCAAGAAACCACCACCACCACCGCCCCCUCCACCCCCCACCGCCGGCCCCCUGCCCACCACCGCGCCUCCCAAUCCCUCUCCUCUCUCCCCUCCCCCCGCCGCGCCCCCCUCCCCCUCCUCCACACCCCUCCCAACCCCUCCUUCCGCCCCGUCUCCCUCGCCCCGCAAUCCGCCCCCGAGCGCGCCUACCGCCGUCGCGCCGGCAGCAGCGACUCGACCAUCAGCGCUUCAAGCGACUGCAUCGCGGGCGCGACCGACGGCGACGAGGUGCCGGAGUCGCAGGCGUCGCGCGCGGCGACGAGCAUGCUGCGACGGACGCCGGUGCAGUCAUUUUCCCGUUCUGCAAAGCUCCCCGGCGUCUCGGGAUCCGCAGUGGCGUUCCCAUCGGAGCCCCACCCCGCAUCCGGAUUGGGGUCGCGCACGUCGGUGUCGCAGCCGUUGGUGCAGGCGAAGUUGUUCGGGCAUGUGAAGAAGCCGCGGGGCGACGGGGGGUAUGGCGGGAAGCGGAAGUUCUACGACUCGGUCCAUGAGGCGGCGGAAGGGGCGAGUAAGCGGAGUAGGGGGGAUGGGGUGGGGUUGGGGAUUGGGCUUGCUAGGACGCCGCAGGUGUAGGACGUUGCUGGUGUAUGCACGGCGGUACGGCGAGAUCUGUUUGGCUUUCGUCUAUGUGGGCUGUGGGAUUGGGUUGGGUUAUUUGGGCGAUAUUUAUUCGGGUGGAGGGACAAUGGCUUGAAGACAUAUGGACGAUUUUAUGAGAGAUAUGAUUGUAAUGGAAAGCAAGCUGGAUGAUAGCGCCUGGAAGGGUAACCUGUGGCGUCGUGGUUUUCAUGUAUAUAAAUAAGGACACAGAGACAUCUCUGGUGUUCCAAUUCCACUAUAGUAAGUGAACUGAUUUAUUAUGGAAUAUACAGUAUUUAGAAUCCAGUACCUAUCAAAC
This is a messenger RNA of Eremomyces bilateralis CBS 781.70, 2073 nucleotides long. RefSeq lists its product as uncharacterized. Lineage: Eukaryota; Fungi; Ascomycota; Dothideomycetes; Eremomycetales; Eremomycetaceae. The record is from RefSeq and is a predicted model, not a curated record. Bases 180 to 1748 code for a protein of 522 amino acids. The transcript has a single exon.